CUCUCCUCAAAACGUAUACCUAGAAUUGGAAGCAAAAAUCUCAUCUUUAAACUAGCGAGUACCCGCGCCUUCGCAUUUCACUUCAUAUUCUCAUCUCAACUUGUAAUUUCUUUCCUCACCACGCUCAACUUGUAAUUUGUAAUUUCUUUCCAACUUCUUCUUUUUUCAGUUUUGUUUCAUAUCAAUUAUAAUUUCUCGAGGCAAUUUUUUCCAGCAUAUCUGAAAGCCAAUAUAGUUGUGAUUGUGAUUCAUCAAUUUGAGGUGACCCAAUUAAAUUUGGAUUAUGGAGACGGAUAGUAAUGAUGGCACGCUCAUUUUAGUUAAGCAAGGAGCUGAAGCUAGAGUGUUCGAGUCUACUUUUGUUGGAAGGAGAUCAAUUAUUAAGGAACGGUUCUCAAAGAAAUAUAGACAUCCAUUACUGGAUUCCAAGCUUACACUCAAGCGAUUGAAUGCAGAAGCAAGGUGCAUGACCAAAGCUAGGCGACUCGGAGUAGCCACACCAGUGUUGUAUGCUGUUGACCCAAUAUUAUAUACCCUGACAUUUGAGUAUGUGGAAGGUUCUCCUGUGAAAGAUAUAUUGCUUGAAAUUGGGUCAAGUGGUGGUGAUUCAAAACAGUUGAGUGACAUUGCGAUGCAGAUUGGUGUUGCAAUUGGGAAGUUACAUGAUGGUGGUUUAGUUCAUGGUGACCUGACCACAUCAAACAUGUUGAUCAGGAGUGGUACCAAUGAACUCGUUCUUAUUGAUUUUGGUCUGAGCUUCACUUCAACUAUUCCAGAAGACAAAGCUGUUGAUCUAUAUGUGUUGGAACGAGCGCUGCUAUCAAUGCAUUCUUCGUGUGGGAAUUUGAUGGAGUUAAUUCUUGCUUCAUACCGGAAGACUUCGAAGCAAUGGUCAUCGACCUCGAACAAAUUGGCUCAAGUGCGUCAGAGAGGCCGAAAACGCACCAUGGUUGGUUAAGUAAUUUCACUUUUAAUCUGUUUUGUUGAAUUAUCACUUGACUUCUUGUGUAGUAAACUCAUUGAACGUUUUGAACAAUGUAUUUAAUUAAUCUUAAUCUUAAAAACAAAUCAACAAUUUUGUUUUCGUGAUUGCAA
Messenger RNA from Cucumis sativus (cucumber), 1095 nucleotides. RefSeq names its product EKC/KEOPS complex subunit bud32. Bases 284 to 958 code for a protein of 224 amino acids. Gene Ontology annotation, cellular component: nucleus; EKC/KEOPS complex; cytosol. The transcript has 7 exons. The record is from RefSeq and is a predicted model, not a curated record. Lineage: Eukaryota; Viridiplantae; Streptophyta; Magnoliopsida; Cucurbitales; Cucurbitaceae. Gene Ontology annotation, molecular function: protein serine/threonine kinase activity; ATP binding. Gene Ontology annotation, biological process: protein phosphorylation.